AUGGUCGCAAGUACCCGUCGGGCGCUGCGAGCCAUUCAAAAAUUCCAUAUUACCACUCCGAUCUUCUAUCCGAAUGCAAAACCGCAUUUGGGGCACUUAUACUCUUCAUUAAUAUGUGAUGUGCAAGCUAGAUGGCAAAAACUUAGGGAUUCUGAAGUGCUAUUCACCACUGGAACCGAUGAGCACGGUCUGAAGAUACAAACAGCAAGUGAACAGCAAGGCUACGCUAGUCCUAAGGUGUUUGUAGAUAAAUUAUGCACCCAUUUUAUCAGCUUAGAUGAACAGGCUAACAUUGGGUACACUAGGUUUAUAAGAACAACAGAUAAGGAUCAUAUCUCGAACGUUUUAAGGCUAUGGGAGCUUUGCAAAGCGAAUGGCUACAUAUACAAGGGUGAGCAUAGCGGCUGGUACUCCGUGUCGGAUGAAACGUUCUAUCCCGCUACCAAAGUUGUCCAGGUGAUCGACGGCCGCGAAUUUCCGGUGAUGGAUGGUUCCACCGUUACUGAAGGUGCCGAGUACAUCAAUACUGAGACUCGCAACCGUGUGAUCCACCAGACGGAAGUGAAUUACUUUUUCAGACUAUCUUCUUUCAGAGAGCGGUUAAUCAGUCAUUUGAAGGAAAACCCAGGUUUUAUCCUCCCGCCAUCCCGGUCAGCGCAGAUUUUAGAUCUACUACUAAAGGCAGAACUACCCGACCUUUCAAUCUCUAGGCCUAAAACACGACUUAAGUGGGGCAUUUCUGUUCCGGGCGAUGAGAGCCAGAAAAUAUACGUCUGGUUUGAUGCGUUAUGCAAUUACGUAACCUCGAUUGGUGGGGUAGAUGCUGUCUUAGAGGAUAGGCCCAUUGCUAACCUAGUCCACUCUAUUCCACAGGGCUCGGUUUCAGGCUCAUCUAAAGAAUGGUGGAAUGCUACUACUCAUCUCGUCGGUAAGGACAUCGUGAAAUUCCAUACCAUAUAUUGGCCUGCAAUUUUACUUGCUGCCGGAUUACCGCUACCUGAAAAGGUUGUGGUACACGGACAUUGGCUUUCAGAUGGUGUGAAAAUGUCCAAAAGCUUGGGGAAUGUUGUGGUACCUGAAGAGAUGAUAGAGAAGUAUGAUACAGAUCCAAUGAGAUGGUUUAUCUUGGAGCACGACACUAUAGAACAUGAUGCUUCCUUUUCUGAAGAAGGUCUUUGCCAAACGCGGGAAUUGCUGUGCUCGAAGUGGGGAAACCUCCUGCAUAGAUGUGGUGGCCCGAAGUUUAACAUCCACCGCGCUGUGCAAAAGUUCCAUCAUAAACCGAUCACAGAUUUGACGAAAAAUAAUCCUGAGCUAUACGGUAAUUUAUUGUCCAGAUUAACAACCUUGGCAGAUGAAAUUGAUCAGCUAUUAUCAAAGUAUGAUACGGCAAAUGCUCUGAGGCUGAUCUGGUCUAUCAUAAACGACGCAAACAUGGUAGUUCAACAUGGGGAACCUUGGAAAAAACCACUUGAGGAACAAGAUCUCAUCAUCUAUACUGCAGUUGAAGCUGCACGUAUUGUUUCUAUAGCAGCACAGCCCUUCAUUCCUGUGCUUGCCAAUCGCUUCCUGGAUAGGCUUGACGUUCAUUUCGACAAGCGCUCCUUAGAAUAUGCAAGUGUGGGCGCAGAUUCAUCUUAUGGCACUACUGCAAACGUACGUGGGAGAGAGGUCCCAAUAUCGUCUUUAUCGAGGCAACGUUAG
Messenger RNA from Eremothecium gossypii ATCC 10895, 1704 nucleotides. It is a transcript of the gene MSM1, whose product is annotated as methionine--tRNA ligase MSM1. Gene Ontology annotation, molecular function: methionine-tRNA ligase activity; ATP binding. The coding region runs from base 1 to 1704 and encodes 567 amino acids. The record is from RefSeq and is marked provisional. NCBI's taxonomy places the organism in Eukaryota, Fungi, Ascomycota, Saccharomycetes, Saccharomycetales, Saccharomycetaceae. The transcript has a single exon. Gene Ontology annotation, biological process: methionyl-tRNA aminoacylation.